AUAUGUAGGGAUCGUAAAAAGGUAGCGACGGCCCUGGCCUCUAAGGCGGGGCUCGUCUGUGCCGCGAAGAGAGAGGUAAGAGGUUGAAUCGGAUUGGAUUGGGGCGCAACUCGCAAGCAAGCGAGCAAGCAAGCAAGCAAACUGGUUUGGUUUUGUGGGGCUUGCACCACUGCAUCGCUCCAUCGGCGAGGCAGUCCAAUUUAUGCAUUACGGCUAUGUAGGCACUACACGAUAUCAAAACUCUCUGCGCCCGGGCCUUACAACUCCAUUUACCAUCUCCGUUACAAUAUUAUCAGAAUUUCGCAAGUGCCUACAAGAACUAAAUUUGCUGUAACCAACGUCCACAUUUGGGUACAUACCAUCAUCCACUUUGUGUUUAGUCGGUUACUACACGCACGUUCGUUCAUUCGCGCGGUGAAACAAAGAAGUCCAAGUGUGUUAAACGAUAUAAUAUAUAUAUUUCGUGAAACGCGUCGCGAUUGUGGUGUUUGAUAAUUAUGAAUUUCAUACCUCGCAAAAGAUCGUGACUGUUUUUGUGUUCGUCUGUUUCUCUAAUUUGGUGCUUCGCUUUACGCAUUUUGCAAAAUUUAGUUAUUGUGAAGAGUUUCAAUCCCGUCAACAGCUAUGGCCGAAGGAAAUGGGGAAAUAAAAAUGGAAGAGAAGCAGUCGAAGGAGGAAAUGGAAUAUACAGAACGGACAGAAGAUUAUACAAAACUAAUCCAAUAUGGACUAGAUGAAAAAGUGGCUGCCAAACUCGAUGAAAUUUACAAGACAGGAAAACUGGCACAUGUGGAUUUGGAUGAAAGGGCAUUGGAUGCAUUGAAGGAAUUUCCAGUUGAAGGAGCUUUAAAUGUACUCACACAAUUCCUUGAAUCGAAUUUAGAACAUGUGUCUAACAAAUCAGCAUUUCUUUGUGGCGUAAUGAAAACAUAUAGGCAAAAAAGUCGUGCUGGUCAAGGUACUGGUACAAGUACAACAUCUAAAGCACCUGAUGAGGAUAAAAUCAAGAUGAUACUUGAAAGAACUGGUUAUCCAUUGGAUGUAACAACAGGACAAAGAAAAUAUGGCGGACCGCCACCAAAUUGGGAGGGCCCGACUCCAGGAACUGGUUGUGAAGUGUUUUGUGGUAAAAUCCCAAAAGAUAUGUAUGAAGAUGAAUUAAUACCAUUGUUCGAAAAAUGUGGGAAAAUUUGGGAUUUGAGACUGAUGAUGGAUCCUAUGUCAGGUUGCAACAGGGGAUACGCAUUUAUCACUUUCACUAACAGGGAUGCUGCUCAAUUGGCUGUCCGUGAGCUGAAUGAUUAUGAGAUUCGGAAAGGGAAAAAGAUUGGUGUUACCGUAUCUUAUAACAAUCACCGCUUGUUUGUGGGAAAUAUUCCAAAGAAUCGAGACCGAGAUGACUUGUUCGAAGAGUUUACAAAGCACGCACCGGGCCUGACCGAGGUGAUUAUCUACAGUUCACCAGAUGACAAAAAGAAGAACAGAGGUUUCUGCUUUCUAGAAUAUGAAUCUCAUAAAGCAGCCUCAUUAGCUAAACGAAGACUAAGCACUGGUCGCAUCAAGGUCUGGGGCUGUGAUAUCAUAGUUGAUUGGGCUGAUCCACAGGAAGAGCCUGAUGAAUUAACAAUGUCCAAAGUUCGAGUGUUAUAUGUAAAAAAUUUAACGCAAGAUUGUUCAGAAGAAAAGUUAAAAGAAUGUUUCGAGCAAUAUGGAAAAAUUGAAAGAGUUAAGAAAAUUAAGGACUACGCUUUUGUGCAUUUUGAAGACAGGGAUAAUGCUGUAAAGGCAAUGAACGAGUUAAAUGGUAUAGAAAUUGGUGGUUCGCGUAUAGAAAUUUCACUAGCUAAGCCUCCAUCUGAUAAAAAGAAGAAAGAAGAGAUUCUUCGAGCAAGGGAAAGAAGAAUGAUGCAAUCAUUGCAAAGUCGUGGCGGAGGGUCUCCAUCCCAUCCAGGCAUGAUGGGAGGCCCAAUGCCAGUUCGUGGUCCUGGACAAGGUCCUAGAGGCACUGGUGCAGGUAUGCGUGGACAAAUGGGACGAGGCGAUUAUGCUCUCAAGGAAAUAGAUUAUGAUUACGACUAUUACGGUUAUGGGGAUUAUCGAGGUGGCUACAGUGAUCCAUAUUACGAUGACUAUUUUCGAUACGAAGAUUGCUAUUUCGAUUAUGCGCCGCCUCCGCCACCUGCCAGAGGGAGAGGCAGGCAGCCUCAACCGGCUGGGCGUGGGCGUGGAGUAGUGCCACGUGGCCGAAUCGGUGGCCCGCAAACCCGUGGGCCGGUCAGGGGGGGACGCAACCCCGCAGCUACAGGGGCCCGUGGGGUCCAGCGGCUGGCCGCUCGUGGGGGGGUCCGCGCCAAGGGAAGUUUACCAGGUGAGGAUGGUAAACGAAAAUUUGACGGGGGUCACCAGAACCAGGGGGAAUCUAAACGUCGCUUCCAGAGCAACUGGGGAAACCAACCCCUCGCCCAACAACCACUGGGCAAUGCGUACGGAUUGGCGAGUGUGAAUGGUGGCAGUGGUGGUGGUGGCGGUGACAUAGGAUUUGGAGGAAGAUCUGCAGCGCUCGGCGGCGUUUCUGGCGAUGAUCACGAAUGGUAUCAAGACUCAUAUCAAUCGUGGAGCUAACUUCUGCGUGUAUGUGAGUGAAUACACACGAACAUACGUAUAUUGAUAUAAACAAAAAAAAAGCGCGUCACAAGAGAUAUAGAAAGUGCGAAAGGGAGAGAGAGAAAGUGAGAGAGUGAGUGAGAGAGAGAGAAAGAGAGAGAGAAAGAGAGAGAAAUAGCAUGCAGGGUUAAACAAAAAAAUGAAGUUUAGAAAAAAAUGAAAAGUUAGCGCAGAAGAGAGGUUUACGACGAGAAAGAGAAAUCAAUCUGUACUAUUAAUUCUUUUUAAUCGGAAUUAUUGUAAAUGUUUUCACAAGAAAAUGAAACAAAAAAAAGGGAGAAAGAGAGAAAGACAAAAAAAAAUAUAACGGAGUUCGUGCUCUGCGCCACCACCAUCGCCCGCUGUUGUUGUGAUUAUGUACAGUGAUGUGCCACUGGGACUAAUUAUUACAUCGGAGUGACCACCCACCCACCCCGUACUAUUAUUAUAUUACGAUAAUACUAAUACUAAUAUUAAGUACCACUACUGCAUUGUCACAUUGUUUACUGCCAAGUGUUAAAGAACAGCGAUGUUGACAUUCGGAUUGUGAUGGCUCGUAUUAAUUAAGAGAACUCAUGGAAGCCUGCGGUUUUUAUUAUGCGAUGAGACUAGAUUUUUUUUGAAUCUAUGCAAUGAUGAAUGAGUAACGUGUGCGUUUUAGAUAGAGUUUAUAGUUGUGAGGAGAUUUUUGAGGAGGAGGUGGAGGAGGAGGGGAGGGGAGGAAAGAAAAGAAACAAAAAAGUUCAGUGUGAAAGUAAAUAAGUGUGUAUGUAAGAGGCACAACGUGAUUGAAAAGGAAAAAUAAAGCGCCAAAGGAAUGAUAAAAAAAGGAGGAAGAAUGUUUAGGGGCGUGGUUAGAUAGGAAAGGCGCGAGCCAUUAACGAGUGAAUGAGUGGGAGAGAAUGUGAUAAACGUAUGUGUGUGAAAUCUUGAACGAAUUCGCUUAUAGAGCGGGGAUUAGAAAAGAUGAUAAUAAUAAUGAAAGAAAAAGAGAAAGAGAGGCCGAGUAACAGUUGGAAGAGAAAGGGUGUCCUUUAAAAAGGAGCGUGUCUUUUUUGUGUGCGUAUGUGUGAGUGGUAGAGCGCGCCAAGCGCGCGGCUAGACCUUCUAUUGUUGGUCUAUAAAUGUGUACAGUCAGUGAAACUAUUAUUAUUAAGGGUCGGGCAAGCUUUGCGAAAGUAGAAAAAGCGAAACGUUUGUUAGCCAAUGGCUCUGCGGGUAUCUCCCAGGUUCGUUCGGUUAUGAGAUAUAGUUAUGACGAGAAAGGAAAAAAAGAGAUCUAUUUGGUCAAAAGUAUUGCUCAUGAUUGAGGAAAAAAAAAAGAAGAAAAAAACCCACUUGUACAGUAAAUUUUUUCAAUGGCAGUAUCGGAAGUAUAGCGAGGGUAAAACUCGGAUCUAAAUUAUAUUUGUAUUUAUUUGUUGAUGUGUUUUUUAUAAUGAAAAGAGGAAGUUAAAAAAAAUCCGUUGACGGCUAAGAAAAAAAAAAAAAAAAAAGUAGGGAGAAAAAGAAAGAGAGAAAGUGGAUAAGGAAUUCUGGAAGAAACCUUUUCUAAUUUUUUAGAUAAAAAAACAAAAAAAAAAAAAUAAGAAGAAAAAGAAAAAAAAAAGAUGUUAGUUCGCCCAAUUAUUUUUAUUUUAUUUUUUAUUUUUGCCAAAUGCACAGAAAAUGUUUUUAACGAUUGAUAUUGACUGGCUAGAAAUUUGAUGAUUUAUAGUUAUGAAUCGAAGUAGGAUUACAAAAUGUACGCAAAAGUUUUAAAAUGCAUGAACACAUACAGCACACGUUUUGAGUGUUGACUUGUUGUUAUUGUUAGCCUGUUAGUUAAUUAGUAAGAGUUGUAAGUGCGGGCUGUAGUUGGUCCCUGUCCCUGGAGCCCAGACACCCCCUGUUCUGGAGAUUAUUUGAAAAGGAUAAAAAGAGCAUACGCAAAACAAUUUAUAUUUUACACGCACCCCCCGAACACGAAGUUAAAUAAAAGAAAGAAAUAAAGAAAUAAAGAAAUAAAGAAAUAAAGAAAUAAAAAAAAGAAAAAAAGAGAGAAAGAAAGAAAGAAAAAAGGAAGAAAAAAAAAGAAAGAAAGAAAAUUAUAAUGGACGACUGCAUAUCAAACCUCUGCUGUUUAAUUGCACACUAAUGAAACGAGGCUUUCGUAUUAUAACGUUAGCCUAAUUUGAUAUGAAAUAAUAUCAGUAGGAUGGACGAAUAAUCAUGCGAUCGAAAUAAAUCGGUUAUAAUGACGUGUAUCCGCCAUUGACUACCCGAAUAAGAUUUAUCUGAAUAUCGUGUUAUGAGAAAGCACAUGAGAUAAAUGGUCUUACACAUAACGAAAGUAUGAAACAAAUAGACGUAACCAUGGACAAAAUGUCUGGAUGAUAAUCGAUUGCUCGCAAACCCUCGUAUUUAUGAGCAUUUUGUUAAUUUUUAUUCAUGUUUUACUUAAGUCUAGUUUUUUUUUGUCGUCGUCGAUACCGUUUUGUUAUUGGCGAUUUAAGCAACAUCUAGUAGUAAUCAUUAACUUCUCCUCUCCAUUCUUACUUCCUGUCCCCAAUUCACGAUCAUUGUUUAAAAAAGAAAAAAGAAAAAAAAAAGAAAAAAAAAACUACCAAUCCCAAGAUCAAAAAUAUUACAUUAAUAACCAUUGCCAUCUUUCAUUCCUCCUGUCCCCCUUUUUACUCAUUAUCCAAUUACCGUAUUUUAUAUCUACCUACCUAUUCUACUUACCUACACACAUCCUAUUUAUAAAAGCAUAAUAUCGAGGAUAUAAUACUAUUAAUAUUAACAAUAUAAUAAGGAUGAUAUUGCUAAUCAUACUGAGUGGGUUUUUGUGACAUGAUAAUAUUUCAAUAUUAAAAAAAAAAAAAAAAAAAAAAAAAAAGAAAAAAAAAAAGUAAUUCUGGUUUCUCCGAAAUUGUAAGUAAAGGAUGAUGGUAUAAAAGCAAGGAAAAAAAAUAUAUUGUAGAAUGGCAAAGAUAGAGAGUUUCGGCUUGCGGGGGCAAGGAAGCUUAACUGGCAAAAGCGGAGGCAGUUCACGGUGACGAGACUUUAGACUGAUCUAGGUACUAGCGUUACGAUAUUGGCCCCGCCCCGGCUUAUAAGGCGCCCCAAAAGUAUCACUCACCUCCUCUUUUAUACUCUUACCGGUGUGGCAGCUGGGGUGCCUGGGGGGUUGUCGGUCGCAUUUAGGAUAAUGCACCACUGUGGCUGGCGAUGCUAUGGCCACACACGCGCCCUUUUACCCGGCCAAUGCCCUAAUUCGCGGUUUACACAUCCUUGGGAAACUUGACUCUUUUUGGUUGGCCCGUAUCAGGCGGAUGUUGUGUGAUUUUUGGGUCGAUCAAUUUAUGUUAAUUACGACCCAAAGACGUGUUUUUUAAUUAUAUAUAAAUAUAUUAUAUAUUAUAUUCCUGCGAAUAUGCAUUUUGUGACGUGAUGUUAUUUAGCAGUAAUAAGAAAAGGAAAAAAAAUAUGAAACAAGGGAAAAAGAAAAAAGAAAACAUCUAAAAAAAAAAACAAACAGAACGAACGAACGAACGAACAUGUUAUGUUUCGCGCCACAUGUCAGCUCCACGGCUAUAUCAAAAAUCGAAUAGACCAGAAAUUUUUACAACCAAAAAUUCUUAUCUCAUUACUGGAUCAUGUUGUUCAAAUUUAUAUAUAUAUAUAUUUAUAUAUAUAUAUAAAUUUCUUUUUUUUCUAAGUUAUCCAUCUACCAAUUGCUUUGCUUUUUUUUUUUAAUUUCCCGCAAUUUAAAAGUUGCCUCUAAUUUUAGUGUGACGUAGUUAAACAUAAUGAUUAAUAACGAAUUUAAAAAACAAUGUUAAAAUGGUUCCUUUUUUCGGGCUAGGAGCUUGAUUUAAAGUGUCAAAGAUUUUUGUGUAUGACCAGAUGUAUUCUACAUGUCUCAAUAAACAGUUGUAUGUGAAUUACCUUUCAUAA
Vespa crabro (European hornet) is the source of this 6582-nucleotide messenger RNA. It is a transcript of the gene Syp, whose product is annotated as heterogeneous nuclear ribonucleoprotein R. Gene Ontology annotation, cellular component: ribonucleoprotein complex; nucleus. The record is from RefSeq and is a predicted model, not a curated record. Lineage: Eukaryota; Metazoa; Arthropoda; Insecta; Hymenoptera; Vespidae. Bases 625 to 2622 code for a protein of 665 amino acids. Gene Ontology annotation, molecular function: mRNA binding. The transcript is spliced from 13 exons.